Messenger RNA from Trypanosoma brucei brucei TREU927, 1071 nucleotides. RefSeq lists its product as hypothetical. Gene Ontology annotation, molecular function: protein binding. Lineage: Eukaryota; Euglenozoa; Kinetoplastea; Trypanosomatida; Trypanosomatidae. The transcript has a single exon. Bases 1 to 1071 code for a protein of 356 amino acids. The record is from RefSeq and is a predicted model, not a curated record.
AUGGAAAAGCACCCGAGCGGGUGGUGGACCGGGAAGACCUUAGAAGGAGUUAGAGGACUGUUGCCCUCGUCGCUAAUGGAAGAAGUCGAUGUUGGUUGCCCCUCUGAGGAAUUACUCCGUGAUUUCUUUGUUCUCCAAUCGGCACGAGGCGUUAAGUUUGAGCGGCCGCCGUAUGUUCCUCCGCCUCUAAGUGGGAGAGAUGCACUUCCCCAAGAUGAAAAUGGUAGUGACGAGCUAAACAUUGUUCAACUCCUGGAGGGUAUUCAAUUUCAGCUGAUACAGCGAGAUGCUUCUUGCAGGCGGCUGCUAGAAUGUGUUAACGACAUGGAACGGGAUUCGAUUCGUUAUCAUGGUGCUACACACUUUGUUCCGAAGGAGCAAACGUCGGACUACCAGGGAGGCGAACAGGAGGUCCAUUGCUUAAAUAGCGCAGAUAAAACUACGAUGGUGAACCUUGUGAAUGAGCUUUCUUCCUUACUAGUUGAGAUUAAGAGUCGGGAGUGCCCCGCACCGACCAAAUUCCCUUCAUGUGUAGCGGAACUCUUUUCGGGGAAGGAAGCCUAUGUUAACGAAAAUUCACUGUACCGAGAACUGCUGUACGAGCGGCUUCGACAGUGCCAUAGAGAGGUGCGUGAUACGGGUGUGGAGUUGUCAGCACUCAGCAAACAGAUCCAAGAGGCGCGUUAUAAUAUUUGUCAGGAGAGACAACGGCUGGUCCGCCGGAUAGUCAUUAGGGACGCCAAAGUCCGGGCACUAUUAAGCUAUUGGGCUGAGCAGGCGGAGGAGAUCAAAAUGAAGUACAGGGAAGAAAAACGACGCUACAGUAGCUUAUCGGCAUCGAACAGUGCGGAAGAGGAGGAACGUUUGCGUCAAGCGAUAGCUGAAGGGCGUGAACGGUAUAUUGCCGCGGAAGAUGAGCAUAAUCACUGGGAAAGGGAGGCGAAGAAACUCAAGGUCCAUUUGCAGCAGCGCGCAGAGUUGGAAGAGAUGAGUCGGGCCCUUCGUCAGGCAACGGAGAGUGAAAUGCUGCUGAGAAGAGCACCCACACCCAACGGAACAACUCGCAUCUAA